CUCAAGGGAACGAUCAGGUCAAAUGUGAUGAACCAGUUCCAAUGUUUAAAUUAACUGCAGAACAAAUGGAAGAGUUCAGAGAAGCUUUUAAUAGUUUUGAUCGCAACAAUGAUGGCGUCAUAUCCGUGGAUGAGUUUGGUGAUGUCAUCAGGUCACUAGGUCAUAAACAUUCCAAGAAAGAUAUCGAGGAAGCUAUUCAACGAUUUGAUGAAAAUAAAAACGGUACAAUAGAAUUCGACGAGUUUAUCAAGAUGGUUGGAUUACUCCCUACGAGUGAUAAAGAACAAGACCAAGAAGAACUAAAGAAAGCAUUUCAGUUAUUUGACAAAGAUGGUAACGGUUAUAUCAGUGCUGCUGAGCUGAAGUUGGCGAUGACGACACUUGGUGAACCUUUAACGGAUGACGAGGUUGCAGAAAUGAUUGCCAACGCAGAUAUUGACCAAGAUGGAAAGAUUAAUUAUGGAGAAUUCGUUGAAAUGAUCAUGCAAUCUUCAGAGAAUUCAUGAGACGCACACACUAUGGAUGAACGGCAUCUUUAUGUCUAUUGAAGUAUAUUAUCAAUAAAAAGAUGUAUUGUCUGAUAUCCAGCAUUGCUCUUCAUAUCAAGAAAAUAAUGUAAUAAAGGAACUAUAAAAUGAAUACCGUAUUGGUUUAUAACUCCCUUUUGAUGUGACGACGAAGAUUAUGGCCUGGGAUUAUGACUAUGAUCAUCUUGAAUUGAAAGUAACUGCAAGAAUAUUUAUUAGGAGGCUGCACUCCACAAGCUCCGCUUUUUAGCAGCCCCCUCCAUUUCCAACCUGAUAUGUAAUAAUCUUGAAUAUAAUUUUUGUACAGGGAUACUUGUAAUAUGUUUUGUUAUUUGUAUGUCAAAAUGUACAAAACGAACUGUAAUUGUUGAAAAUGGAAAUUAACGAAAUGAAAAGUGGGAUGGAAGAUAAAUGACAGGCUCCUCUCUUCUCAACUGAGGAAGAAGAAUGGGUGUCGAUCACUGGGGGUGAAGGAUAUUCACACAAUAUUUUAGGUAGGGGUGGCCUGAGUUAUCAUCUCCCUAGUAAUUUAUGGUCGAACAUAAUAAUAUGUAUGAUGACAAGUAUGAUCACGAUGAUAAGGAACAAGUACGAGAUGAUCAUGAUCAUGAUGAUGGUAGUGUUGAUUGUCGUAUGUCUAUACACACGAUGACCAUAAAUUGGAAUUUUCUUAUAUUAAAUAUUAUCAAAUGAAACAAAAUCUUUCAGAAAAUGUUUAAGUCAGAUCAUGGACUUAUUUUAAUAGGUCCAUGGUCAGAUUGGUGCAGUAGUAGUAGUAGUAGUAGUAGUAGUAGUAGUAGUAGUAGUAGUAGAAGUAGUAGUAGUAGUAGUAGUAGUAGUAGUAGUAGUAGUAGUUAUAGUAGUAGUAGUCAGUGGCAAUCGGCUGGCC
Molecule: messenger RNA, 1416 nt
Organism: Lytechinus pictus (painted urchin)
Lineage: Eukaryota; Metazoa; Echinodermata; Echinoidea; Temnopleuroida; Toxopneustidae
Product: calmodulin-A-like
Exons: 5
Coding region: 42-506 (154 amino acids)
Cellular component (GO): myosin II complex
Molecular function (GO): calcium ion binding
Source: RefSeq, a predicted model, not a curated record